AAUAAAAACAAAAACAAAAACCAGCGGAAGCGAAAACAACGAUAGAAAACCACAAACAACAAUUUUCAGAUUCCUUCUUCCUCGCCUUCCUUCUUUCAUCCCAACACUUUAUUGUAUUUUCCCAGGAAAAUCUCUCUCUCUCUCCCCUGCUACGAAUCAACAAAAACUUCAACGAGAGAGAGAGAAGAUCAAGAUCGAAGGGAGAAGAAAAGCAAAAGGAGGGUUUUUAUGGCAAGAACCAACAACAACAAAUACACCUCCAUCAACUUCAACCACAUCCUCCACAAAGACCACAUCCCUUCCUCCUCCUCCUCCUCCUCCUCCGCCGCCUCCGCCGGUUCCUACUCCGCCGUCGCUCGCUCCCAUGGCCGCAUGCUCGUCCUCUCCCGACCUUCCCAGAAGCCACUGACAACGAAGCCCCUUAUCUCUCCCACCUCCGCUGCCGGCACGGCCGCUACCACGCCGCCGAUCUCGCCUAUUCCGUCUCUCACCCCGAGAACUCUGGAUCAAGCUCCCUCCGACCGGGAUCCGGAUCAGAUCUCACUUCGUCCUCUCGGUCGCACAGGUUCUGGUCCUGCUUCUGUCCCGUCGAUAUCAUCUCCGGUUUCAAAUCCGGAGGUGGGUUCUCCGGUUAAUCCGGUUGAAUCGUCCAGACCGGACAGGUUCGUGCCGCCGCAUCUCCGGCCGGGUUUCGUCGGGAGGGAGGCGACACCUGGACCCGACGCGUUCCGAAUCAAGGAUCCGGGUCGAAGAUCGCCUCACCAGCAACAUCAUCAUCAUCAGCCGCAGCAGCAACAAAGACAAGGCUAUUUCGGGUCGCCGGGUCGGUACGGGCAGAACGGGCGGCCGAAAUCGGGUGGGUAUGAGAGGAUCCGCACGGAUCCGGACAAUUUGGGUCGACCCAGAUCGAGCGGAAGCCGUCUCGGUUCGACAUGAUGAUGAGUCUGAUCCAUCCGACGACGACGACGACGAUCCCGGGGAACGAAAGAUUAGACAGUGUUGUUCUUCGGUAUAUCGAUGAAAGAGGGCUUUGAUCAAGUUGGGUAGAUUCUAAGUAGAUGUAUUUGAUGGGAUCAAAUCAAACAGAUGGAUUACUUGUUACAGGGAAAGGCUUAGAAGCUGCUUCUUCUCUCUCUGCUUGUUGUUAUGAUAAUAGUUCCUGACCCAAUCUCACUUUGUAUGAGUUCUUGUCAUUGUUUACUUUUUCCAAAAUUCUGUUUAGACAUUGUGACAAGAGAGAAUAAAUAUUUUGGCUUUGGUACUCAA
This is a messenger RNA of Tarenaya hassleriana, 1266 nucleotides long. RefSeq names its product translation initiation factor IF-2-like. NCBI's taxonomy places the organism in Eukaryota, Viridiplantae, Streptophyta, Magnoliopsida, Brassicales, Cleomaceae. The coding region runs from base 229 to 936 and encodes 235 amino acids. The record is from RefSeq and is a predicted model, not a curated record. The transcript is spliced from 2 exons.